AUGCGGUCCCAGAGACCAAGAUGCAAUCCCAGGUCUGCCUAUGACUGUUUGGAUGAUCCUGAGGAGGCCACUGGGCUUCCUGGGAACAGUUUCCUCAUCUGUACUGGACAGCAGAGAGGCUCCACCUCCAACCCUCACCUGGUCGGGGACGGAGGGCCCGAGGCCCCUCUCCCGGGAACCCGUCUGCCGGUCCGCUCGCUUCCACUCCCGCUCGCAGCCGGGUCCGAUGCCCUGCGCGCCUCCUCUCGGCCGGCCCCGGGGCGCGCGCGGCGGGCGGCGCUGCUGCGCGCGCUGGGCAUCCGCCUGGUGAGCGGGGAGGGCGGGCGGCUCGAGUGGUUCGGCUGCAGCAAGGAGACGCCGCGCUGCUUCGGGACGGUGGUGGGCGACACGCCGGCCUACCUGUACGAGCAGCGCUGGACGCCGCCGUGCUGCCUGCGCGCGCUGCGCGAGACCGCCCGCUACGUGGUGGGCGUGCUGGAGGCGGCGGGCGUGCGCUACUGGCUGGAGGGCGGCUCGCUGCUGGGGGCCGCCCGCCACGGGGACAUCAUCCCGUGGGACUACGACGUGGACCUGGGCAUCUACCUGGAGGACGUGGGCAACUGCGAGCAGCUGCGCGGCGCCGAGGCGGGCUCGGUGGUGGACGAGCGCGGCUUCGUGUGGGAGAAGGCCGUAGAGGGCGACUUCUUCCGCGUGCAGUACAGCGAGAGCAACCAUCUGCACGUGGACCUGUGGCCUUUCUACCCCCGCAACGGGGUCAUGACCAAGGACACGUGGCUGGACCACCGGCAGGAUGUCGAGUUCCCCGAACACUUCCUGCAGCCUCUCGUGCCCCUGCCUUUCGCUGGCUUCGUGGCGCAGGCGCCUAACAACUACCGUCGCUUCCUGGAGCUCAAGUUCGGCCCCGGGGUCAUCGAGAACCCCGAGUACCCCAACCCGUCACUCCUGAGUUUGGCGGGAAGCGGCUGAGGCUCCAGCGGCCGCUCCUGGGAGCGGGAGAAGAACGCUCAUGGGCGGGGAGCUGGCCUUUGCUUUGGCGCCGCUGGCGUUUGGUGGGCGGGCCGGGGAUGCCCAGCUGCCCUGCAAGGCCCAGCACAGGCCCGGACGUCGAAGACCUACGCUGCCCAAGAUUUCCGAGAGCGUGCGCUUUAUUCAGAGCACGGACAGUUUUUGUAAAGAGGAAAGCAUGUGGGUUCUGGGCUGGACUGCCGUGACCAAAACCCCAGCUCUACCACUUGCAACUUAGGUGGGCCUGGGCGACUGUCCCGGCUUCUCUGUGCCUCAGUUUCUUCCGGGAUUCAAUGAGCGCCCUCUGUCCAGCUCACAGUCCGUGGGGCACUUGGUUGCUGGGGCUGCUUCCGCCACCAGGGGGCGCCGUCGUCCUGCUGUGGGGCCAAGGCGCCGGUAAGCCUGUCCCCUCCGUUGUUCUGUAGCUUUCCUGACUCUUGAGUCUCAGGCCUCUCUAAUCCCCUGUGUCUUGCAGGACCGGAUAACUAUCCCCCUUCGCCCUUCGAGAGCCCCGGGAGGUGCAUGCUGCUCUUGACCUCCUCUUCCAGAGGAGGGAACAGGCUCAGAGCCCUGAGCUGCAGCUAUGGUUAAGAACCGGGUCCUGGAUGCCGGCCCCACUCCAUGUUAAUGGUGUUACCUCAUUAUUUCAGCUCUCUGCACCUGUUAGCCCACUGCAAGGCCGGAUAAACAGUCGUCAUAACUCACUGUUACUCAGCACAUACCGUGUGCCAGGCAUCCUUCUCAGUAUUUCACACAGAUUCACUGAUUUAUGUCUCACCCCCAGGUCCUGAGGUGAGAGCUGCUAUUAUUUCCAUUUUACAGGGGAGCAAACUGAGGCUAGAAUGGUAAAGCCAUUUGCCCAAGGUCAGACAGCUUGGGAAGUGACCGAGCAGGGACUUGAACCCAGGCAGUCAGUCUGGAGCCCACACAGAAGUUGGAUACUAUGCCCCUCUCUGUGGUACCGCUCUGCGUCUCCGAAACUCUGCUUUGCACCUAAGAAAUGGAGGUGACUGGGUGCUGGGUGGCACUUGAGUGGUAAAGGGGUCAGGAGUCAAGGCUGGGGUUGGCUCCUGGCUUGGCCACUUAUUUUCCUGGUCAUCUUAGGCAAGUCACGGCCUCCCUGAACCUAUAGGUCGGGUGUGGGGGAUCGGUGUCAUUGCAGACACAUGAAGCCCUUGGAGGAGGAGGAGACCUCACAGGCCAGCAAGAGGGAAGACGCAUGCAAAUUUGUCCCAGUCUCCUGAGACUCAGAUGUCCAAAGCCUGACUUCUUAGAACACAGCCUCUGUUUUUAGCCACUGAACCCGCAAAUGGCCCCGAGACUGUUGGGUUUCCGUGGAGCGUUUGGGAAACAUACGGGGAUGAUUUGGGGUGAUCAUGGGGUGCUCUUGGCCCUCCAGAGCCACGGCCCAGGGAUGGAGACGUCCCAUAAUAUGCAGGGCGUCUCCACCUAAUAAAACAUCGUCCCUUGUCACGUGCGGUUUUGAAAUGCCCCACAGGGCAUUCGUGAAGGAUGUGUGAUGUCCAAAACCUUUUGUAACAGGUACAGUAAUAUAAAUUAAUAUAUAAGUUAGUAUAUGCAUCCGUCUAUUUAAAUAUUUUUGAUUCUCUAAAGAAUGGAAACGAUCCCUCUAUAUACAUAUUUCUUUAAGUUGUUUGCCAGGAACAUAAGCUGAAGCUCACAUCGCUCUUAAUCGUUGCAAUGAUUUUGUUUUAUUUAGAAACUUAUUUAGAAAUUGUUGGUGUGAUUUCUUGACACAGCUAUGUAUACAUAUAUAUAUAUUCGUAUAUAUUUAUGAAUAUAUAUAUCGCUUAUUUAUUUAUUUGUUAUAUAAAAUAUAUAUAAAGUAACCCUGCCUUAGCUGUGAUUUGAUAAGGGAACCACAACAAGUGCUUCCCACUGCAACUUCCCAAGUUGCAACUUCCCACUGAGCUCAGUUUCAUCAGGUGACUUGGGGUCUCAAUAGAUCAUUUCUCUUGGCAUUAUCCACAGCGUUUUGGUGUUUUCUCCUCUCCUCACUGUUCUUGAACUAUCGGCAAUGACACUAAAAUCUUUUGUAGCCUC
Molecule: messenger RNA, 3069 nt
Organism: Herpailurus yagouaroundi (jaguarundi)
Lineage: Eukaryota; Metazoa; Chordata; Mammalia; Carnivora; Felidae
Gene: FKRP
Product: fukutin related protein
Exons: 4
Coding region: 1-966 (321 amino acids)
Biological process (GO): protein O-linked glycosylation via mannose
Cellular component (GO): Golgi apparatus
Source: RefSeq, a predicted model, not a curated record